Molecule: messenger RNA, 1318 nt
Organism: Oryza brachyantha (malo sina)
Lineage: Eukaryota; Viridiplantae; Streptophyta; Magnoliopsida; Poales; Poaceae
Product: homeobox-leucine zipper protein HOX1-like
Exons: 3
Coding region: 96-1034 (312 amino acids)
Biological process (GO): regulation of DNA-templated transcription
Cellular component (GO): nucleus
Molecular function (GO): sequence-specific DNA binding; DNA-binding transcription factor activity, RNA polymerase II-specific
Source: RefSeq, a predicted model, not a curated record
CACCCCUUCUCUCUUCCUCCUCGCUGCCAACCCACAGCUCUCUCGGCAUCUUUGCGUUCGUGUUUGUUUGGAGAGAAGAGGCCGGAGGGUCAGAAAUGGAGACGAUGGUUCAUGGGAGGAGGGAGCAGCAGCGUCAUGUUGGAUUGGGCCUCGGGCUCGGGCUUGGGCUCAGCCUCGGCGUCGGUGCAGUCGACGAGCAGCCGUGCCGUGGCGCGCGCGUGCCGUCGUCCGCUGCUCCGCCUCCGCCGUCGCAGGAGUGCAGCUGGAGCGGCGCCGGCCUCUUUUCCUCCUCUUCCUCCGAUCGGAGGUCUACGACGAUGAUGACGGCGAUGGCGGCGUGCCACGACGUCGAGAUGCCGUUCCUGCGGGGGAUCGACGUGAACCGGGCGCCGGCGGAGACGACGAGGCCGGGGCUCAGCUGCAGCGAGGAGGACGAGGAGACCGGCGCGUCCUCCCCCAACAGCACGCUCUCCAGCCUAAGCGGCAAGCGCGGCGCGCCAGCAGCGGCCCGGACCGCCGCCGCCGGAGGCAGCGACGACGAGGACUCCGGCGCCGGCGCCGGCUCCCGCAAGAAGCUCCGCCUCUCCAAGGACCAAGCCGCCGUCCUCGAGGACACCUUCAAAGAGCACAACACCCUCAACCCCAAGCAGAAGGCGGCGCUGGCGCGGCAGCUGGGCCUGAAGCCGAGGCAGGUGGAGGUGUGGUUCCAGAACCGGAGGGCGAGGACGAAGCUGAAGCAGACGGAGGUGGACUGCGAGCUGCUCAAGCGCUGCUGCGAGACGCUCACCGACGAGAACCGCCGCCUCCACCGCGAGCUGCAGGAGCUCCGCGCCCUCAAGCUCUCCCCGCCCCACCUCUUCGCCCGCGCCCCGCCUCCCACCACCCUCACCAUGUGCCCCUCCUGCGAGCGCCUCGUCUCCACCACCACCACCACCACCACCACCUCCGCCGCCGCCGCCGCCGGCGACGUCGCCCCCGCCCGGCCGACGUGGUUCCCCCACAGGCCGGCGGCGAAGAGGCCGCCGCCGUCGUAGAAGUACUCCACUGGCGUGGCUAGAGAUGAUUAAUUAGUAGUGGUUUUCUUAAUUAGCAGGGCACUAAUUACUUAAUUAGGGUUGGACGUACUCUGAAGAUUUCUUGUCUAUACAUGUAAUAAUUCACCUCUGGUUUUAAUUACUUUGAUAAUCUUUUUUUUUUUUUGUAUCACCUCACUUCACUUCACCCUGUUUGUUUACUCGACAAAGAAUUAAUACUUGUGUCUUGUACAAGUGAUGCAUGCAAUGGAUCAUCAUUAAAAAAAAAAGUUCCCAAUAUUCGU